AUGGUGUUGCUUUUGAUCUCAAGCUUUUCUCAUAUUCAAGGACAACCUACUACCACUUCUCAGACAGAUGACACAGUUAGGCCUGAUCCUUUGAAAAGUCUCAGAAAAUACAGAGGAGGAUAUGACAUUACCAAUAUCCAUUACUGGAGUUCCACUGCGUAUACAGGAAUAGCAGGAUAUGUGCUUGGGGCCUUAUGGCUUCUAUGCGGCGUCGUAUUUGGUAUAUUCCUUGUGGCAACCACUUGUUGCAAAAUAAAUAGGAAACUGAAGAAACACAAGAAGAAACCACAAAGCCACAAGCAGUAUUACCUUUGGCACGUUAUUUUUGCAGCUCUCUUCACACUCUUAGCCAUAGUUGGAACAGGGUUAGUACUUGGAGGGAAUGCAAAAUUCCAUUCGAGGGCCGAUACCAUAAUCGAUAUCAUCAUCGAUACAGCCGAUGAGGCAUCAGAGACGAUAUACAAUACCACUGGAGCAAUGAAGAUGACACGAACAAACCUACAAGGAACCAACGUUGACGCUAGCACCACACGGUUCCUUGAGUCCACUUCGAGGCGGCUCGAUUCAACCGCUGACGAUAUACAACGACAAGCUAGAAGGAAUCGGCAUAAGAUCGAUCUAGGCCUCCGUAUUCUGUACGUUGUAAGUACCGUUAUUUUCUCGCUGAAUUUGGUUGCUGUGAUCGCCUUAACAGUUGUUGGAGUCAUUAAAAUCCGACGAGCUCUUCAUAUGUUUAUCGUCCUGUGUUGGUUAAUAACGGUUCUAUGUUGGGUGUUCUACGGGGCGUACUUCUUCUUAUCGCGAUUUGCGGGCGAUACGUGCACAGCGCUCCAAGGAUUCCAACAAGAUCCUUACAACAACAGCUUGAGCUCAAUCCUUCCUUGUGAUCAGUUGCUCUCAGCCGAAUCAGUCCUUAACGAUGUCAGUGCUGGCGUUUAUGAUCUCGUGAACGAGGUGAAUGCCAACAUAUCUCGCAUACAACAAGAUUCGUCUUUUGGAGUAUGCAAUCCCUUCACAGGGCCACCGGAGUAUAAUUACCAGCCGGACAACUGCACGGAGAACCAAAUUCGGAUUGGCGACAUCCCUGAGCUAUUACGGUUGAUCACCUGCGUCGAUCCAGUCAACGGAGUCUGCAAUGGCGGGAUUCCAAUCUCCGGGAUCGACUUCAAAACAGUCGUGGCUUACACAUCUUCGAUUCAGAUACUCCUGAACUCGUACCCUGGAAUGGAAAGCCUACUGAAUUGUCAAACCGUUAAGGAUGCGUUUUCCGAAAUCCUCGAGGAUCAUUGCGAACCAGUAAAGAGAGACGUAAAGAUCGUGUGGGCAGGGCUGGUGUUUCUAUCGAUCGUAAUGGUGUUUUUAGUUCUUACGUGGACCGUUGAGGCGUACCGUGAUCGCAACCGUCAGUUUUCGGACGGAUCGGUGAAACCUCAUCAUGCAGAAGAUAGAAUUGAAUCUGGAAGGAUGGAAGAAACUGCUAAAGAUUCUGUAAAUGGUAAUGACCGAUAGAAUGCAUCCUUGAGAGAUAUGGUGAUCAAGAGAUGAUAUUUAGGAAGAACAGGAGAUGAGAGUAUCCAUUGCGGCCAUAACUAGAACGUGUAGAAAAUUGGAAAAUGACGAGAGGGUAUCAUUUGUUUCUUCUUUAAAUAUGGGGACAAACCCCGAAUACAUCGUGUAUUAAUUAAAAGCAAGCAAUAUAUCACACGUUUUUU
This is a messenger RNA of Cynara cardunculus var. scolymus (artichoke), 1712 nucleotides long. RefSeq lists its product as uncharacterized. Gene Ontology annotation, cellular component: membrane. Lineage: Eukaryota; Viridiplantae; Streptophyta; Magnoliopsida; Asterales; Asteraceae. The coding region runs from base 1 to 1509 and encodes 502 amino acids. The record is from RefSeq and is a predicted model, not a curated record. The transcript has 10 exons.